AUGACACACAACUGUGACUGUGGCCAUAGUCAACACAAGGGCAUUGAACAAUUUGACAACACGGCCGGUGGUAGAUCAAGAACAUCUCCUGCUAUAUUCAUCUUAAUCAACAUGAACCUGACGCCUUAUAAAGCUAAACCCAAAACCAUCCAUAAUCUGCUACCUUCAGCCAUCGAGAAACUCAUUGGAGACCACCAGCUAUCAACGAACGACCUUCUUGGCUACUACCAACUGGCAGUCUUCCCGGCAAUUGUUAGGAGUGCCCCAAAGACACCCAAAAAAAUUUCACCUGCAUUUGGGGUCAUUGUAUUGGGUAACUUUCGCAUAAGAGUGGUGCAAGAAAGCUCAAUGGAUGGAAAUGAGAAAGAAGGGGAAAUCUCGAUUGUGAAUAUUGGAGGUGGGAGUGUCUUUGUUUUGUAUCAGAAUAUUGGGGUUCUGUUGGUCUCUUCAAGAUAAAAGUAUUGUAGUGGUUUUGUAUUUUUAUAGGCCUGUUUUUGGUUAUGGAGAGUGGAUGACCCAGCUAGAUCCCUAGAAAUUUUGUUUUUCAAAAGUAAAAUUUGAGGGUUUGAAUAUCUUAGGAUUUUAUUUGAGUUUAAUGUUUGUUUGGGUGUGUGCAAAUUUGGCUUUGUUUUAGAUUUUAAAACCCAUUAAAGGCUUUGGUGAAAUGGGAUAAUGAGGAGCAUGCUCUCAGUUCCUGAUUCGAAAGUGGAGUGCUUUGAUGGAAAAGUGGUUGUUUUGUGAGUGACUCUUCUCUGCAAAUUCAUAGCAUGAUAUUUAGUUUUCUCAGCUUUAAAA
Molecule: messenger RNA, 795 nt
Organism: Vitis riparia (riverbank grape)
Lineage: Eukaryota; Viridiplantae; Streptophyta; Magnoliopsida; Vitales; Vitaceae
Exons: 3
Coding region: 1-456 (151 amino acids)
Source: RefSeq, a predicted model, not a curated record